AUGUCCCCACACCCACCGGUCGACAUUCUCAUCCUCGGUCUCGGCUGGAGUGGCCGGUACGUCGCUGACCUCCUUACGACAUUAGGCAUCACUUACGCGGGGACGACCACUAAUGGCCGAGACGGGACAAUCCCAUUUACCUUUCUUCCUGACUCGACGGACAGCACACUGUUUGCAGUGCUUCCGGAUGCAAAGAUGGUACUUGUGACGUUUCCUGUGCGGGGUGGGGAAGCCAUGAAGCGAUUGACGGGAUUCUAUGCGGAAACACAUGACUGUGUCCCAAAGUACAUUUUGUUUGGGAGUACGCGAGCAUGGAACCCUGGACCCACUGCAGCAACGGGCGUCUGGGUCGACAGACACACUCCCCCCGACCCAAAUACAGAUGUACCCCGCGUGGAUGCCGAGAACGCCCUUCUCGCAUGCGGCGGAUGUGUGCUUAAUCUGGCGGGGCUCUGGGGUGGAGAGCGGCAACCCCGCAACUGGCUUGGCCGUGUCGCUAGCACCAAAGCUGCGUUAGAGUCCAAAGGGUCGUUGCAUCUGGUACAUGGCAAGGACGUUGCCAGAGCAGUGUUGGCUGUUUAUAAGAAAUUUACGCCGGGAGAGCGAUGGUUGCUUUCAGACAUGCGGGUGUAUGAUUGGUGGGAUUUGGCUGGAGCGUGGGGAACGGCAGGCGAACAACCUGAGUGGGUUGGUCAACUUUUGGAAGAGCAUGGAGUGAAAGGGCUACCGAGACCCGCAGAGUCCUUGGGUCGAGCCAUUGACACCAGGGAAUUUUGGAAAAAGUUUGGAAUCUCGCCCAGUCAGACAUUAAUGGGAUGUGAUCUGUAGCAUUGCUUUUCAUUUUCUAUUUUUUUUUGUACAUUUUGCAUCAAAUAAAGUGGCUUUGGCUAUUCAC
This is a messenger RNA of Spizellomyces punctatus DAOM BR117, 895 nucleotides long. RefSeq lists its product as uncharacterized. The transcript has a single exon. The coding region runs from base 1 to 828 and encodes 275 amino acids. NCBI's taxonomy places the organism in Eukaryota, Fungi, Chytridiomycota, Chytridiomycetes, Spizellomycetales, Spizellomycetaceae. The record is from RefSeq and is a predicted model, not a curated record.